Messenger RNA from Calypte anna (Anna's hummingbird), 5107 nucleotides. It is a transcript of the gene RBSN, whose product is annotated as rabenosyn, RAB effector. The transcript is spliced from 11 exons. The record is from RefSeq and is a predicted model, not a curated record. Lineage: Eukaryota; Metazoa; Chordata; Aves; Apodiformes; Trochilidae. Gene Ontology annotation, molecular function: metal ion binding. The coding region runs from base 405 to 2738 and encodes 777 amino acids.
CGCUCCAGGGCUGGCGGACCCCUUCCCCUGCCUAUCCCCCCUGCCUAGGGGAGCCGGCCCGGCCAGCGCUGCCCGCCCGCGCCUGCGCAGCGCCGCACACGCAGCCAGGCGGGGCUGAGCCGAGACGAGCCGGCCCGGCGCCUCCCGCCGCCGCUCGGCUCCUCCCGCCAAGCGGGGCCGUGGACAGGCCUUUGCCCCUCCAGCGCCUGCCGCCUGCGGAGCGGCGGGACGCAACUCUCGCGCCGGGCCUGAGCGUCUGCGGUCCCGCAGGCGUGCAGCGCGGGGUGUGAGCCCGCCCCGACGCCGCUCCCGCCUCCCCUCCAGCUGCCGGCGAAGGACGAUGCCGCUGCCACGCUCCGCCCCCACUGGGCCUCCGAAACCCCGCCGCUGAGAACGGAAGCGCCAUGGCCGCCGGCUGCCCGCCGCCUUUUGGGGACCCGGGGGAGAUGCGGGAAGGGUUCCUAUGCCCGCUCUGCCUCAAGGACCUUCAGUCGUUUCACCAGCUGCAGGCGCACUACGAGGAGGAGCACUCGGGCGAGGACAGGGACGUCAAGGGACAGCUCAGAAAUCUAGUCCAGAAGGCCAAGAGAGCAAAGAAGAAAUUGCUGAAACGAGAAGAUGACAGAACUGAUUCUGGAUCUCAGGAACGAUACGAGUCAUUCAGCUAUGGUGGAGUAGAUCCCUACAUGUGGGAGCCCCAGGAAGUAGGUGCCAUGAGAAGCCAUCUUUCGGAUUUCAAGAAACACCGAGCAGCCAGGAUUGAUCACUAUGUAGUUGAAGUCAAUAAGUUAAUAAUCAGGUUAGAAAAGCUUACAUCGUUUGACAGAGCAAACACUGAGUCAGCUAAAAUAAGAGCUAUAGAGAAGUCUGUUGUGCCUUGGGUCAGUGAUCAGGAUGUUCCAUUCUGCCCAGACUGUGGCAGUAAGUUCAGCAUUCGAAACCGACGUCACCACUGCCGCCUCUGUGGGUCCAUUAUGUGCAAGAAGUGCAUGGAACUUGUGAGUCUUCCUUUGGCAAGCAAACUCACUAGUGCCAGCAAAGAGGCCUUGAGUUCUCACACCAGCCCAAACUCCUCACCUGGCAGUGUCCAUGGCUCCCGCCGUGGCAGCAUCAGCAGCAUAAGCAGCGUGAGCUCGGUUCUGGAUGAGAAGGAUGAUGACCGAAUACGUUGUUGUCAGCACUGCAAAGAUACCCUGUUGAAAAGAGAACAGCAGAUCGAUGAGAAAGAAUACACUCCAGAGAUUGUGAAACUCUAUGAGAAACUUCGACUCUGCAUGGAGAAGGUUGAUCAGAAGGCACCAGAAUAUAUAAGGAUGGCAGAAUCUCUAAAUGCCGGGGAGACAACCUACAAUCUCGAACAUGCUAAUGACUUGAGAGUAGAGAUUCAAAAAGUAUACGAAUUUAUAGAUGCCUUAAGUAAGAAGAUUUUAAGUCUAGGCUUGCAUGAAGAUCCCCAACCUCAUCCAAAAACUCUGCAACUUCAGAGAAUGAUAAGAUACUCAGCUACACUUUUUGUUCAGGAAAAACUGCUUGGCCUAAUGUCCCUGCCAACCAAAGAUCAGUACGAAGAAUUGAAGAAGAAAAGGCUGCAGAUGGUGGCCCUCGAAACACAAGGAAAACAAGAUGAAAAGCAGAGAGAUGUUAUCUCCAGAUCUGCAGCUGCACUUAAUGGUGAUGCGAUACACCUGAAAAAAGGAACAGUCAGGAAGUCUGAAGGCUGGUUACCUACAUCUAGCAUAUCACGAGAGAGUGAGAUAGCAGACCCACUUCUUCAGCAGAUUGACAAUAUCACAUCCUUUAUCAAGCAAGCAAAGGCAGCAAAUAGGAUUGACGAGGUCCGUAUGUUGCAAGAGAACCUGAGGCAGCUUCAGGAUGAGUAUGAUCAACAACAAACCUUGAAAGCUAUCGAGCUUUCUAAAAAACAGGCAGAAGAGGAAGAGAGGCAGAGGGAGGAACUUCAGAUCCUGUGUGAAAAAGAGUGGGAAAGAGAACACAAAUUCAUGGCUCAGCACUCGAGGACACGCUCCUUAGAUUUCAGAGAAGUCAAGCAGCAUCAGCAUGAAGUUGCAAAAGAGAAUCAGAACUUGAAAGCACACACAUUGCAUUUGGAUAUUACUCAGUUCAAAGGGGAGUCAAGUUUUGAAACUCCUGCUGUUGAUCAUCUGCCAGCUAAAGAGCAGUUGAUCUUCACACUCAAACCCCAGAAUGUCCCAAAAUGUGACAAAGGCCAAGUUCAGAUAUCAUCUCUAAACCCCUUUGAAGAUGAAGCAGAUACACCUCAGUCAGGGGAAGAUCCUGCUAACCCAUUUGUCAAAGACACUUCUCCAGUGGUUUCUUCCUCUAACACAGCUCUGCAGAGUGAUCGAAAAGACUAUAACCCAUUUGAAAAUGAAGAUGAUGAUGAUGAUGAUGAACAAACUAAUGGAGCACCUGGCAGCACUUCAAACCCUUUUGAAGAGGAUGAAAAUCCAUUUCAGAAGCUUAGGGGCAGUUGGAAUUCUGGGAAUCCAUUUGAAGAGGAAUGCUCUACCAAUCCCUUUGAGGUAGAGGAUGGCAAUGAGAUCUCUGGAGAGGAGGCUAUAGAAGAAGAGCUGCUUCUCCAACAGAUAGAUAACAUCAAAGCUUACAUAUUUGAUGCCAAACAUAGUGGACGAAUGGAUGAGGUGGAGGUACUGACAGAGAACUUGAAGGAAUUGAAGCGCACAUUAGCAAAGCAGAAGGAGAAAUCAAACUGCUGACGAAGCAACACGGCUUUUGUAGUAAUUAUUUUAAGUCUACUCUUAAAUAUGGGAAGAUAGAGCAGGUGCUUAUAAAUAGGAGUACGGAUCACAAGAGGGAAUUGGGAGAAUCUUGACCUUUAUGCACUUUCAUUAGGUAUUUCCACUACUACUCAGUCUUGAAAGAAUUAUUGAGGUAUGCUGCUGGUCUCAAAAAGCGUAAGCUAAAAUUUUAGCAUAAAAUUUUAAAAUUAACUUGUUGAAACACUUUUUUAAUGCUACCUGGUCUUAGUGCAUUCUUAUGUUGGUCAAAGUGGUUGAGUGCUAAUAGGGAAUUAGGCAAUGUUGAUUUGUCAUGUUUCCUCCUUCCUACUGUAGUCUUGGCCUUGCCAGUGGGGCUUAGACUAAAGAGAGAUGACAAGUUUUCUAAAACCUCUGUAUCCUUGGGUAAUGGCAGUGCAGUGUUUCAGGAUAGCUUAACUGCUUGAUGGUGUUACAAGAAAGUGGUAAGACUACUGUGAUUCAUUGAGGUGCAGAUGCAUUUAGUGCAAUGCUAAUGCAUAAAGGAUUUUAAAACUGAGAACUUUAUAACUGAUCUUAAUUAAUGUGUUUAUAACAAUUCCCAAGUAAAAUUUAGAUGUUGUCUUUUCAUCACUUUUAGCUUCCUGUUUGCUCUGAGCACAAACUACAGUGUAAUAAAGAGCUGGCUUCACAGACCUGCUCUGUGGGAACAAAUACCUGCUCAUUUCCAGGGAAAAGAGUAUCAGGCUAGCACCACUUCAAACUAUGCCAUAUCAAGGGUGAGGGUGACCCUCCAAUUCCUAUCUUUUGGCAUCUACACAUUCCUUUAUAUUCCCUAGGUUACAGAAUGAUCAUGUUUGUCUUAUUUGUGAGACUGGAACCCGCUUGUAAUACUGAAUGAACAAAAAUCUUGUUUACAAUGGAGAGCAGAAAGGCCAAUGAACUGGAAUUCUGUGAAAGCUGGGAGACAAAUUCUGUAGGUAUGAUAGUGCCAGAUAGCAAUUCUCUUACAUAUUUGAUUCCCAUCAGCUGUUACAAGAAUCAGGCAUGUCUGUCUAAACUAAGAAGUUCUAAUUUGGAGUAAUCUUGUGACCCUCAGGUCAGGGGGAUGAAGAGGUGAUGAUCAGCACCUGUGAUGCAGGAGGGCUUAGAGCUUCUGAAGACAGCAGAAAUGUCGAUCACUUUGGGGUUAGGUUGGCCUGCAUCUUUGUGAAAGAUGGAGCCUGAGCUGCUUUGAUUUUUAUCUUUGAAAGGUGGAAACCAUCAUCAGGCAUCAGAGUUUGAAGGGAUGGUGGGGAGGUGCUAGUCUAAGGGAUGUAUUUAUUUGAUGAACUAGAGAAAAAACAAAUCACAUUGUAUGGCACUAAUAAUAGAGGGCUUACUCACUCAGAUGUCUUUAACUGUAUCUCUUAUAAUAUGUAUUAGCAUACCUAUAACCCAAGCAUUGCAUAUACUUUAGUGACACAAAUAAUUACACUACCUGAAGAGCAGGAACUCUGUAAUAGUUUUAUUUUCCUGUAAGCAAGUGGAGGCAGAGACUUGUAGAACUGUUGUUUAAACAACACCAAAUGACCUAUUUCCUUGCUAGUUCUAGUGAUGGAUGGAAAUCACUUAAGAGUAGCCAGCUAAGGGCAGCUGUUCUUCAGAUAAUGGUGCCUGAAUCUGCAGUUAAAAGGUGUGCAGAACUGGUGGUCUUAAGACAGGUGUGUUUUUAUACAGAGAUGCUUUAUAUGAGUGAGUCCCUGAGUAUUUUGUAUCAAGUGAAAUGAACAACAGAGGAUUCUGAAAGGUCAGACUAAUGUGUGGACUGUGCCACCAGAUUCAUGAAGGCAGUAAAAGCUGUUAAAAUAGCUAACUAGCUAAAAUAAUUCCUGGAAUUGUCUUAGUGUAAGGCAGCUAUUUCAGACAGACUUGUUUGCUACUCAAGAGGAUUGCUCCAUGCACUGUAACCCAAAGCUUUUUUUUGGUACCAAUAUGAAAAAAUGUUUCAGUGGUUUCAGCUUUCACAUUUUAAAAGUGUUUUUUUUUUUCCUGGUUGCAACUGCCUUGUUUGUAUUUUUCAGUCUAAUACACUAAUUAUUAAAGUAUCUUCAUUGUACAUGUAAUAAUGUAUUUUUACAAGCAGAUAACAGACUAGCAUACCUCAUGAUCUUAGUCAGUGUUAAUUGUGAUGGACUAGACAUGUGAUACUCAAGUCAUCUCCAAAGUGAAGACCUUAUGCUGGUAUUUGGACUGCUGUUGGCACAACAGAAUGAAGACAUCUUAACCAUAAAGCUCAGUAAUUAAUUAGCAUUGAUUUUUGUUAAAACUGCAUGCACUACUCUGUAUGGAAACUUUGUAAACAGAGAUGAAAUAAACCAACAUGUUUA